Messenger RNA from Nylanderia fulva, 3364 nucleotides. It is a transcript of the gene MetRS, whose product is annotated as methionyl-tRNA synthetase 1. The record is from RefSeq and is a predicted model, not a curated record. Lineage: Eukaryota; Metazoa; Arthropoda; Insecta; Hymenoptera; Formicidae. Gene Ontology annotation, biological process: methionyl-tRNA aminoacylation. Gene Ontology annotation, molecular function: ATP binding; methionine-tRNA ligase activity. Gene Ontology annotation, cellular component: aminoacyl-tRNA synthetase multienzyme complex; cytosol.
GGGCUUUAAGUCUAUGACGAAUUCACAUAUUUCCUGCUUCCUGUCGCUCACAUGUCUCGCGGUUGUGCGCUAACAUAUUUCCUUAUUUAUUGACAUAUUUAUUAAUUUAUUCGUAACAAUGAUCAUUUCGACGAACGAGAAUAAUCCGAAUGCGUUGAAGUUGAUUAUCGCGGCUAAAUUGGCUCAGAAUACUUUCAUCAUUAAAGUCGUAAAGCCUGAUGAUGCUGUUCUGGGCCGUUUGCCAACGCUAACUCUACCCUCAGGGGUUUCCUUAUUCAGUGUGUCUUCAGCACUAAGUCUUCUAUUGCCUGUACCUAAAGAAUUGGAGGUUCUUAAUAAUAGAUGGUUGGAAUGGGAAAUUUCUCAAUUACAACCAACUAUGUUAAGUCACACAAGCACAAGGACUUCUAAAAUUUCACAGAAAUCUGAUUUAUGGUUUUUAUUCAAAGAUCUCAAUAGUGAAUUAAAAGACAAACAGUACUUAAUCGAGAAUCAUGGUAAUUUAUCACCAGCAGAUAUUUCUAUUUGGGUGAGUCUUUGGAGUACCAUAUUGCUUACAGAUGUCAAAGAUGACAUUUCCAAGGAUCUGCCUAAUGUCAGCAACUGGCUAAUUAAUAUUGAAAAGCAGCCAGUUAUUCAGGAAUCUAUUAAAGAGUUUAAUUUGGAGAGAGGUGUAAAAGCCAUUGCAAGUAUUCAAGCUGCCUCUUGGUUUCCUGUUAAUACAACUUCAAAUAGUUUCCAACUUCGUGAGUCAGUAUCAAGUGAUAUUAGUCCAACUAAGGAAAAAGAGAUAGAGGCUAUUAGUCAAGAAGAACUUCGUAAUGUGGCAAGUAGCUGGACUAGUGGACAAUAUCCAGAAGUUAAAGAAAGUUCAUAUCCCAUAUUGCCUAAAAAAGGUGAAAGAAAUGUAUUGGUAACAUCAGCUCUUCCAUAUGUUAAUAAUGUUCCACAUUUAGGAAACAUUAUUGGUUGUGUUCUUUCAGCCGAUAUCUUUGCAAGAUAUUGCAGACAACGAAAUUACAAUACCCUUUAUAUAAGUGGAACUGACGAAUAUGGCACCGCAACUGAAGCGAAAGCUUUGCAAGAGAAAACAACUCCUCAAGCUAUUUGUGAUAAAUUCUUUGACAUACAUAACGACGUUUAUCGUUGGUUUGGUAUUGGAUUCGAUUACUUUGGCCGCACUACUACACCUGAGCAGACAGAAAUUGUUCAAGAUUUUUUUCUAAAAAUUAAAUCGCAAGGGUACAUAUUGACUGAAACCGUGGAACAACUACAUUGCGAAUUUUGCAAUCGGUUCCUCGCUGACAGAUUUGUCGAGGGCAUCUGUCCCAGAUGCAAAUAUGAGGAUGCGCGCGGUGAUCAAUGCGAUGGUUGCGGUCAUCUCGUGAAUGCAGUCGAGUUAAUAAAUCCUCGAUGUAAGAUAUGUAACACUAGACCUGCCAUUAAAAACUCGGUACAAUUUUUCUUGGAUUUACCCAAAAUAGAAGAGAGAUUGAAAAAAUAUUCCGUUACAGUGGAGAAAGAAUGGUCCAAUGUUGCAAGAGUGGUUUCGAAAGCGUGGUUACGCGAUGGUCUUAAGCCGCGUUGCAUAACUAGGGAUUUGAAAUGGGGCAUACCGGUCCCAGUAGAGGGUUUCGAAAAUAAAGUGUUUUACGUCUGGUUUGAUGCUCCUUUUGGAUAUAUCAGUAUUACAAAGAGGUAUACCAAAGAAUAUAAGAAAUGGUGGCAACCUCUUCAGGAUACAAAAGUCGAUUUAUGCCAAUUUAUGGCAAAGGAUAACGUUCCAUUCCACGCGAUAAUGUUUCCCGCUUAUUUGCUAGCAGCCGAUCAAAAUUAUACGUUGAUCAAGUAUUUAAUGGCAACUGAAUAUCUGAAUUAUGAGGAAAAAUUCUCCAAAUCUAGAGGUAUUGGCGUAUUUGGAACUGAUGCCAGAGAUACCGGCAUUCCGGCGGACGUAUGGCGAUUUUAUUUAGCCUAUAUUAGGCCAGAAACUCAAGAUUCCAAUUUUAAUUGGGUGGAUUUAGCUACGAAAAAUAAUAGCGAGUUACUAAACAAUCUUGGCAAUUUUGUCAACAGAGCUCUGGUAUUUUCCGAAAAAUUCUUCAACUCCACUGUACCACCGAUAGAACGACCGGAAGAAGCCGAUUGGACCGUAUUGGCAUUGGCACAACGCGAAUUGUCGUGUUACAUAAACGCAAUGGAACAAGGCAAAUUAAGGGACGGUUUAAAAUGCAUAUUGGCGAUUUCAAAACACGGCAAUCAAUACAUGCAGUUCCAACAACCAUGGGUAAAAAUUAAGGGAACCGAUGAUGACAAAAAAAGGGCCGGAACUGUCGUUGCGAUAUGUUGUAAUUUAGCCUGUCUUCUGUCCGCUCUUUUGGCUCCUUUUAUGCCUUCUACAUCUAAAGAAUUGAGAUCUCAACUAGGUUUGAGUAACAAAAGUUAUGGCUAUAUUCCUGAGACGAUAACAAACAUGUUACCUACUUGGCAUAAAAUCGGCAAACCCUGUCCAUUAUUCACUAAGAUUGAAGACCAAAAGGUGGAAAUGUUACGCAAGAAAUAUGCCGGACAGCAAGAGACUGAAACAUCGACAGAUAAAGCUGUCGCAUCAUUAGAAGCCGCCAUCACAAAACAAGGUAAUUUAGUAAGAGAACUGAAAUCGAAGAACGAUAAGACCUGGCGAGUUGAACUAGAAACGUUAUUGAACUUAAAGAAAAAACUUGUUGAUCUCAAAAGUAAUACACCUGACGCAAACGCGCCUGAAAAAAAAUUAUCCCUAAAAAAUAAGAAGGCCGAACCUACCCACGUGCCAGAACAAAAUGGAGAUACUCUAACAGAUGUUGCAGCGUUAGAAAUGGCUAUUGCGAAACAGGGUAAUCUUGUGCGAGAAUUAAAAGCUAAGGAAGACGGAAGCGCAUGGAAACCACAAGUAGAGAUACUGUUGAAACUAAAACAACGGUUAAUGGAUCUCACUGGAACAGCACCAGUCGCUGUCGAUAAGAAAUCCAAAAAGAAAAAGUAGUUUUAAAUUCAUUUCUUUUGUAGAAAUAGAGUGACGAAGUAUUUUUUUUAUCACAUUUUUUCGAAAUUAACGCGUAAAUUAUUGUAUCCUAUUUAUUUAAAUAUUCUUUUGAUACGUUCAUAAAAAGAGCCCGCAUAAUAGUAUUUGAAUAAAAAAAUACAUGCGCUUCACAUUAAAUACAUUCAUUAUAUUCUACUCGCGCAUUUGUGUAUCGAGAAUUGAAAUGAAGGGAUCAUGAAAAAGAUAUAUUUGUACUUUAUUUAAAGUAUGUUCAUUCGCACUACUUAUACACGUGUAUGUAAUGAUCUGAUAAAUAAUUAACAUGAAAAUUGAAAAGCUUAA